Molecule: messenger RNA, 3355 nt
Organism: Megalops cyprinoides (Indo-Pacific tarpon)
Lineage: Eukaryota; Metazoa; Chordata; Actinopteri; Elopiformes; Megalopidae
Product: sodium channel subunit beta-2-like
Exons: 4
Coding region: 150-815 (221 amino acids)
Cellular component (GO): membrane
Source: RefSeq, a predicted model, not a curated record
AUCAAUGAUGUCCUCUGUUACAGGCGCUGCCAGCCAUAUUACAGCACUGAAAAAGAGCAUAUUUUUAAAUUUUAUGAUUUGUUUAUAAUACACUAGCAAAACAACGACAUUUAUAUGUGCACAGGGACCAGAAUAACAGAAAAAACAAAAUGCCUGUGUCAUUCCCAACGCGAAGCAAAUCGUGGAUGUCGGCAUUAAGGCUAUGCUUUGCAGGACUGGUCAUACUUAGCUUCGGACUACCUGCAUCCUCCAUGGAUGUUUUGGUGACUCACCAGCUCAACGUCUUAAAUGGCACCACGGUCAAGCUCUCCUGCACCUUCAGUUCCUGCUACAAGGUGGACAACAGUAAAUUUGCCAUGAACUGGACCUACCAGGAGACGCUGAAUGACACCGAGGAGAUGUUCAUGACCUACAAGCACCGGAUCAUUCCUUUGAGGAUGGAUAAGUUUAAAGACCGGGUCGAGUUCGCUGGGAACCUGGAGAGGAACGACGUGUCGGUCACCAUCUCUGACGUGGAGCUGUCCGACGAGGGGAUCUAUAACUGCUACGUGCGCAACCCCCCUGACCGACAGCAGGGUCACGGGAUCAUCAACCUGGUCGUCAUCACAGAGAUGCCUCCUCCACGGGACUCCACAAUCGCGGUCGCCAUCGGGGCGUCGAUCGGGGGCAUCCUGGCGGUGCUGAUCCUCUCCAUGGUGGUGGUGAAGUGCAUACGGCGCCAGCGUAAGCAGGAGCUCAUCUCCGACGAGCAGAAGAUGGAGGAGGAUGAGGUGAAGACGGACGCCGAGGAGCCGGCCGAUGAGAGCACAAAGUGAGGACCACCCGCUCUCCCUCUCCCCCUCACACGCGUAGCCAUACCGGGGUUAAGCUGUUUCCAAGAAACUCUCCAUGUCUUUCGAUCAUCAGUUACUGAGCAUCAUGAGGGCUGACAAAGUAUAUUAUUGAUCUAAUCUCAUCUUAUUUCCAUAAUGAAGAUAUUCAGUCAGUCCACUUCAACCAACACAGCCUUUUUUUCUGUGCAACCCAGGACAUGUAGAGGUGUGGUUUUAUGGACUGGAUUCAGCUUUACCCAACAGUCAUAAAAAUGGAUUGCUGUGUACAGUUUUCUGUGGUCAAUUUCAAAGUACCACACACAUUUGCAUACACUCCCCCAUAUACGCGUACACACGUACACACACACACACACACACACACACAUACACACACACACAAAUUCACACAUACAUGCACACUCAGUACUUCAAUUUAAAGAUUUAUGGGUGCAGAUCUGUAGAUUUCUCUGCUAAGUUUGGGGUUGUGGGGAAGAACUCUCAAACACAUGAAAGCAAAUUGUUGCCCAAGUUGACAUUUUGGGGGCAAAGAUUUCUUUUCUUACUUCAUAUCUCUGCAACUAACCCUACAUGUUUAGAUGUAUGUGGAUAAAGUGAAUCAAAACUAACCAUAGACAUUUAAAUGCCAGAAAUAGAAUGAUAAGAAAUAAAUGAUAAUAAAUAUUAGUAAUUAGUCUUACCAUUACUCUACAUUAAUAUAUCAUAGCCUUGAUCAGUGCCCUCCAUAUUUACUCAUACUCUUGACUGAACAGAAUAAAGAGCAAAGUCAUAUUGUUCACUUAUGAUGAAUUUUACUCCAAUACCCCAUACCCAUUCAUUAGUUUCUUUUCUUUUUUAAGUCUAAUUCUUUCUUUUAUUCAUGUACUCACUGGCUUCCUCAGAAGUGCAGUUGUCUUGGGAGUGAAUGGCAGUGCCAGUGCUUCACCAGUGAGACCAGUCAAGCGGUCACAGCCAUUUACAGGGGUUCCUGCUCCCUUCUCACUCCCUUUCUCUUUCUGGUGUCAGAUUGGAGGGCAGUUUCUCAGAAGCUGAUGGGAAACCUGAAUUUUGAGUUUCAAUGGUUCUAGUUUUGAUCAGUGUCAAACCACAGCCGUCACCACCUGCAGUGGCACAGCAAGAGAUACCAUUGGCUCCCCAAGUUGACAACCAAGAUUUCCUGCCAAGGGAACCACCUGAAAAUGGCCACCUUUUGUAGCAGAUGUUCACACGCUCACUCACGCACCUGAACUCUGAGCUACAAAAGUGUUUUCAUUCCUUAGGGUUCCCCCACUCUGAGGAGCCCAGAGAGACUGCUGUUAGAACCUGAACCCCACACUUGUUCUUAUCGGAUGCAAUAAAUGUCAGGGGUAGUGUCAAGCUAACACUCACUGCCGUGCCAAGCUGGGCUGCCUCCCGGCGGAAUUCAGAAUCACCGCACUGCAGCCAGGGCCUUUGUGCCAGGCCUGGUGACUCUGCAUUCCACACUGCCGCCUGCCACAGGUUCUGCCGUCUUCCACACCACACUGACACGCAAGUGUCAGCCCUUUUAGGGGGUCCCUCUCCCUGCCUGCCCAUUUUGCUGAUGCCCUCAUUGCACAUGAGGCACCACAGUUGCUACAUGUUACCACAGCCAGUUAAUUCUGCUGUAAUAUCUUUCCGUACUUUACAACGGAGCUCUCAUUCUGAUGCUUGCUAUGGUAUCAUAGAAUACUUCUUAUCCAAAUACCAUCUGUCAUCACAGGUGUUUGAAGAGAUAUCAGUUUUUUGUCUUUCUUUGUUCUUUUUUUCUUUAAGUCACAAUUUGAAAAGAGGUCAUUAUUAACAAAGCAACCUGGAGCGCUGAAAGAUGUCUUCCGAGUUUGUGACUUACAACGUCAUCACAGCACUUCGUAACCACACUGUCACAACAUCAUAUGCCAAGAAGGUCGCAAUGAGAAUGUAAUGUGUUAAUGUGAGGUCUGAGUUUGAUCAGAGAUGGUUAUCUAAUCAAAGUUACCUUUGAUAGGAGAUGUUUCUGGUGUACAGGGAUAAUUCAUCAUGGAGUGUGCCAGUGUAAGAAGAUGUGUUGACUGUUUAAGCACAAUGUAUUAUUUCAGUAUAUUGUUGUGUAUGUGCUGCGGCUUAUUACAUUGACCAUAUAGCCAUAUCCACCCCAAACAUAGUUCUACCAAGGUUGUGUCUGGAUGCAAAUUAAUAUUAUAGUGCUUUGAUUUUGCACGCAUAUAGUACAUGUACAUAUACACAAAUGCACACACACACACACACACACAAACACACAUCCUAAAUGAAACCCAGGGGUGUGAAAUAUAAAUUAAAAUGAAUGAAUGUUGAAUAAAACCUAGAAAAAACUUAUAAGAAAGAAGGUUAGUAUGCAGCACACUCAGCCAUCCACACCAUCCGUACCCUGGCCACCUGCUUCUCUGUAGUGCAGUGUAUGCUGGGACAGCGGAGGACCUAGCGCCUAGUUCUGUUCAGCUGUGUGUAAACAUGCAUGCGCUUAAUGCAGUAUUUCUCUGUGUGGGUCCUCUGGGACCCUCACAGGCCGU